AUGCAUAAAGUUGACUGGAAAGAUUCGACUCCUGAGCGCCGGCUUGCAAUUAUGAAUCUCAUCGAGAAAUAUCCCCAUAUUCCCCACCCCGCCGGUGAUGAUACUGCUGAACCACCCUCGUCCUCAGUGCCUCCGAGUCAGCGGCCUGACAUCCCAGGCAUGUCAUCCGAUGUGUUUACACAGCCAGCUUGGAAUGCUUCCAGCAAGACACGCAAAGCCUGGAGAGAGGGGUGUCCACCCGAUCAGUUCCAAUAUCAAGAGCAGGGAAUUCCUUCAACACCACGGUUAAAGAGAAUCGUGGCACGUCUGCCGACGUCCAGUCCACCGGAUGUCCGUGAAACGCAACAAAUACCUGCUCUAACCCCAUCAAUCCCCCAGACAGUGACCCCUACUACUUCUUCUCAUGUCUACCCAGUACCAUCACCUCCUCCGAUGAGCUCAAACCGAGCCACCACUGAGCUCAACAAGCUUCUCUCUGAACUGGAAGAAGCACGCAACCGCUUCCAUCGAUUGCUUCCUCAAACCGUGGACGCUCAAGCGGAGAUGGAACGAUGUGAGACUAAGGUCAAGCAAUUUUACAUGGCUAAUGGCCCUGGUGUUGUGAGCAACCAGUAG
Fusarium odoratissimum NRRL 54006 is the source of this 615-nucleotide messenger RNA. RefSeq lists its product as uncharacterized. Bases 1 to 615 code for a protein of 204 amino acids. The record is from RefSeq and is a predicted model, not a curated record. Lineage: Eukaryota; Fungi; Ascomycota; Sordariomycetes; Hypocreales; Nectriaceae. The transcript has 2 exons.